AUGCGUUUCCUGGCCUCCACAAACAAAUCGGACCAGCCGCCACGGACAAACUCCUUCGUGAUGAAUAUUUUUAGUGGCCAAGCAUGUCUGUCCGAAGUAUUCCCCUACCCGAGAGGUAUUUCACAUUUAUUAUUGCUAACUUAUGUACCAGUGUUAUCGGAAGAGCGUCGUGGCGUUCUGGAAUGCCUUGUUGAUCCUGUCCAGAAAUUUGUUGAGGUGAUUGUAUAGUUGUGUUUUACUGUUGCUGUAGAAUGAACUUACACCUGCUACAUAUGAUAAACAGGAGAGAUUUCCAGACGAGUUGUUGAAUGCUUUAAAAGGGAUGGGGGCGUUUGGUUUGCAAACUCCUGAGGAUUUUGGUGGUGUUGGCCUGAACAACUCGGAGUACGCCCGACUGGUUUCCGUUUUGGGAAUGAAAGAUUUGGCUCUUGGCAUCGUACUCGGAGCACACCAGGUAUUAAAAUUUUAAGAUAGGGAUUCUCACUGUUCCAUUCUCAUAAUUUUCGUGUCGUCUAGCUUCAGCAGUAUUUGACAAACUUUUUACUAAAACCUAUGAGCUACUAUGGAGACUUAUUACGUUCCGAACAAUUUUUAGAGCAUAGGUUACAAGGGGAUACUUCUUUAUGGGACUCCUCAACAGAAGAAGAAAUAUCUCCCGUCUCUUGCGUCAGGGGAAAAACUCGCUGCAUUUUGUCUGACUGAAGCCGAUGCUGGCUCAGACGCCGCGUCCGUUAAAACAAAAGCAAUCCCAUCUGCAGAUGGCAAAUACUACACACUUAAUGGAAGCAAAGUUUGGAUUUCCAAUGCCGGUACUGCUGACGUUUUCACUGUUUUUGCCAAGGUAAGUCCCUCCUCACACAAAACAAAACCAUCUUUUUUUGCAAUACGAAUGCCCGAAGUGUCCUGAACGCUCCUGAUCUACUGAAGAUCUACCUGCCGGAGUCAGGACGGUCACAAGUACGCGAGGAGCCAAGACGGGAAAAGUAGGAUGAAUGAAUCAGAAUGAAUGAGUACCCUAGAAUUGGACUUUAUUAAUCUUACAGUUGAUAUAUGAGAACUAAGGCGAGAAACAGGAGGGUAGCAAAUAAGGCAGAAUUUCAUCGAAGCAUAAGUUAGCAUGAAAUUUGCCUAGAGCAACAAACAGAAGAAUCGAAGCGUUGAAAAAUCUGAUGAGUUGUGCGUGUGGCAAAUUUUAGGUUUAUCUGUUGAGAAGACAGUCUGGGUGAAGGCGUUGUUGUUUAACCAAUGUGGAGGCGAAAGCCCGAGUUCCAGGCGUAUGAAUAAGUGAAGGAGGCUAGCCGACCAUCGGAACAUUGUGUUUAUUGUUCUCAGCUUUUCAACUCGUUUAGGAGUCCAUCGUCAGAAAGUAGCAUUAUCAGAACAAGCGACAGUUAAAUGGCGUGUUGGCCGAUAACCGAGCGAUGUCACAAGGGUUCUGUACAUGGGCGCCAGCUCGAUAAGUCGAUUAACUGAGUUUUCAUCCGAGGUCCAGGCUUCAAUCAUUUCUCGGCCCGUGUCGUUUCUGUUGCAGGCGAUUACUUUGAUAACCGCGUAACGUUCGUUAUCCCCGCGACCGGUUUGUGCAGAAUGGCUAUCUGAGGCACUUAUAAGUCGUGAUACCGCCCCCAGAGGAAUCAGUCAUCAGCGCCACCAACUAUAUGGCACUCAACCACACACCAAGGACGUUCCGGAAGCGACCGGACACAUUGCUGCGGAUAUAGGUUGUGGAUUUGCACACCGGCCCAAAGCCAUCAUGCGCAGCAAGGUCAUGAAAGUUGGAGACUGAUUAAAGCACGAGAAGGAAUCUGUGUGUUGCAUUUCGUGCAAAAACUGUCCUUAUAACCACACAUGCCAGACUGAACGCAUGCUCGGAUCGCGCAUACGCGCCGAGAAUUGAUUGAAGCCUGGGCCUCGGAUGAAAACCCAGUUAAUUGAUUUAUCGAUACGGUGCCGGCGCACAGGGCUCUGCGCAGUCACUCCCAAUCAUGCGUCAUCGAUCGAUGAUUGCCUAACACGCCAUAUAAUUGCCGCUUGUUCUAUUGUUGCUUCUAUCCCUGACGAUGGACUCCUGCACGAGUUGGAAAGCUCAAAACCAGAAAAAACAGAAUGUUCCGGUGCUCGGCCAGCCUUCUUCACUCGUAAUCAGUGUCUCCAGGUCAUGCAUGUGGUCAUCGUCAUCGCCAGCGGCACUAACAGGUGUUGCAGCAUUCUGUUUGUCAGCCAAAAUGGUGUUGCCUUCCUGCUCAGUAAUGGAUGGGUGGUCAAGUGAAAGUGGAACGGAAUCUCCAAGUAUGGGACGUGGCCUUCUCCUGGUGUCCAUCACCGACAUCAUUUUCACCUCUGGGAGCAAGAAGUCGGGCGGAUGCGGUUUCUCUUCUGUCACUACCCAACCGUAUGUGACCACAUUGGGGUUUGCUCUGAGGUAGAUCAACCUCAACGGGCGGUCUAUACUUAGACCGUUUACCGCACUUCAACAGAAUUCGGCCAGGAAAUGUGAGCCUCAUAGGGAGAGUGAAUCCAGUGGUUGAUCUCCCACUAGACAAACGCUUGUGGUGUCGCAUUAGUAAAGGUACGCGAAAGUGAUCCGAUUGAGUGCAAGGCCUUGAGUAGAGCGGGUUUCGAGUGUGUGACGGGCAUACUUUGAGAUAUUAGGGCGAGGAAAAAAGUUCCCACAAAUUUUGGUUUAAACGCUCCACCUGUUCGUUCUCCUGGGGAUUGUAUGGUCUUGUCAUACUAGUUGCCACUCCUUUAUCACCGGGGAGUUGCUAAACCUCGUAUGACCUAAAUGGCUAUCCCUGAUCGGCGUGGAUGAACAAGGGGACUCUGAAUAUGAAGAAAAGCCGGGACAAACCUUUAGUGACAGUUUCGCAGUUUGAUCAGAACAGGCAAAUUCAAAUGAAAAACGGGAACAUUCAUUAAUAAUCAUCGGCAGAGAGCAAUUUUGGGUCAUCGACGGGCGCGAACCUUCGAAUUUGAUUGACAAUUGUUCGAACGGUUGGGUAACUUUGAUGAGUUGGUCCUGUGCUUUAGAGAAGGAGUGAAGUCUGACUUCACAACAGGUCUGACAUUUAGUGACAUUACGAACCUUUUAUAUCGAAAAGCAGAUAUUCCUAGCUCAAAGUGCCACAGCCGAGAGACACCAGGAUGACAAAGUGACUCAUGUAGUUCUGUCAGAUCGAUAAUCGCUACCGGGACCCCACGACAAUUAUGGGGAAGCGUAUCCGCUGCUCGGUGUUCUUCUCCAGGUCGGUAAGUGCGCAAACACGAGAAAUAAGGGAUCACGUCGACAGAUAGCUGGCCUGUGUUCGCCCAUGGGAGCCCCAAGUCGUCGAUCCCUGUGACCAUUGGAUACGGUAAAUAGCGUUCGCUUACUGUUCUUUGGGUGUAGGUCCCUUUGUCCGGGAUAAUGCCGCGCAUAGGGAGGACGUCGGUUUGUAAAAGAUGCAGAUUCUAGACCGGUUUGAUUAUCGGGUGAUCACUCCAGAAGUUCCUUGCGUGUAGGACGAAAGAUGGCGUUUCCUCUGUACCAUUUUUCCAUCAUAACAAUGAUCAUGUGGUUGUCUCUGACGUCUAAGACAGUUUUCUAUGAAGCUUAUAGGAUAUUCGUCAAAUUGGAAUAAUUGAUAUAAGUUGGCCAAUUCUCUUGAGUAGAUACUCGCUGCUACAGUACCGUAGGGCGCGUUGAAGGAGUUUGAACGAACUUUCUUUCGUGGACCACAGGAUGGCUGCUCCCGUAGUUUAGAAUGAUUUCGUCACUGGAGUCUUCUGUGGACGCUGGUUGCGAGAUGGGCACCACACAGUCUUUGCACAUUGACGUCGAGUAACGGGAGGAUGUCUCUGUUGCUUCUUCGCGAGUGAAUUUUAUGGCGGGGAAGACGUCACUAAGACCCCAGUGCAGUUGUUCGACUUUGCAGUCUUUUAUAUUAACGAAGGUACCAUCUACGUAGCAAAGUCACAUUUUUGCUCUGAGGGUUUGAACAAAACCUUCUUAUAAUCGUUCUAAAACUAGUUCAGAGAAGAGCUUGGAACGUCUCCUGAAGUUCGACUCGCUUCUUUAUAAAAGCAUCCUUGGUGGCGGCAGUUAUGCGCUGCAGUACGUUUUCGAAAAUGUCUGCAGGUAGGGAUGAGACGUACCGGCUCUUAUAGUCCGAGGUUACGGCCUCAAAUUGACGAAGACGAUGGUAAAUGUCAGAUAUAAUCGCACGAAAUCCAUAUUUGCGAAAAAGUUACUUGCCCACCUCAUUGGACAGUGUUGAUUUAAAACGGAUAGACUUCGGUAAGAAUCCAUGAUCGCGAUUGUAUCGGACGUCUACCAUCGUCUUCGUCGAUUUGAGGCGGUCGGAAUGAUGGGUUUUUGGCUCGUUGGCCUGAAUCUUUAAUAUGCGAGCUGUUGUUGUGUGAGCAUUUCCUGCCUUGGUUUUUACACCACUGCACGGUUCUCUCAGUAGUUUAGCCAGCUCUUCGGGCACUACAAGUAAAUGACACAAUCGGACGAUACUUUGGAUUAGACUGCAUCCUCGCAUUUCUCGUCGACUUUUCGCCGACUCCCCCCCCCCGCAUCAGUCUGAGGUGUCCCAUGCCUGUUUUGAGUUUUUGGCGCUAUCUUAUUGCAGCCCUUUUGCCGUCCGACUUGCAAAGGUACGUUUUAACAGUGGGUUGUUAAAACUGCAGGCGCAUAUCAGCUUGGUCCUAUAUAUUUCCAAUUACGGAGCCAAGCGGAUCAAUCCACAUAGCUCGAGGCAAAAGGUCAGAGAGAACUUUAGCACUUCACCCGGUCACCAAAAACCCAUUUGAAACAAUGAGUACUCCAUGUUAGGAGCAACAGGCAUCAAAAAGGCAUCAAAGGCAUUAGUGCGUCAACACCUCAGUGAUUCGCUGGUCAGAAAGUUCCUCGCACUUUAUGAUGGUCACCAUAUUUCCGUCAUCCAGGGCGGUGUCUUCUCUCCCAAAUCUCACUAAAUAAUAAGGGAUGAGAGUAAGUCAAAUGCAUGGUUUAAGGGCGUUUGUUUUUCACAAAAUUUCUAUCACAGUGUGUGUUCUUGCUGCACCACAGGUUCCUGUGAAAGAAGCCGACGGCUCCGUUAAAGAGAAGAUGACCGCGUUUAUUGUUGAACGAGGUUUUGGAGGCGUUGCACACGGCCCACCCGAGGACAAAAUGGGUAUUAAAGCAUCCAAUACCGGCUCACUGUUCUUUGACAAUACUAAGGUACCCCCUGUGCACUUUGCAUCCUUGAAAUUGUUCUUUUCUCAUCUCUCAGUGAUAGUGUCAGUACUUUGCUUUUAAAAUUGCAGGUUCCGGCGGAAAAUGUGCUCGGCGAAGUAGGUGACGGUUUCAAGGUUGCUGUGAAAAUCUUGAAUCAAGGUCGGUUUGGUAUGGCUGCGGCGCUAUCAGGCACCAUGCGAUCUGCCAUCUCUCAGGCAACGGAGCACGCUGCCUCACGCAAGCAGUUUGGAAAUACCUUGGACCAUUAUCAAGCUAUCGAAGAAAAACUAGCGAAUAUGGCUGUACGCCAGUAUACAACAGAGGUUAGCUCUCAGCCCAUGCUUUAUAUCAGUAGGUUCGCUCUAAAGUCUUUGCAUCUGCCAUUUCCCACAAUUUUUAUUUAACACUUGGUCCUCUCCACAACAGUCGAUCGGUUUUAUGCUGUCUGGGACAAUGGAUCUUGGGGCCAGGGAUUUUCAACUCGAGGCAGCCAUUUCGAAAGUCUACUCGUCUGAGGCCGCGUGGUAUUGCGUUGAUGAAGCCAUUCAAGUAGGUUUUGUUGUUUUCACCCAUUUCGAUUUUUGCCUUGGGAGGUCCUUGGCUCGAUAUAAUUCAGAAAACUAACGUAUCUUUUAAUGGAGGUAAAAUAACCUGCUGUUGAAUAUGAGCCAGUUCAAAAGACUGGAUUAAGUCGCUAAAUCAGCCGGUUUAGUCAUACACGCUGGGAAGACCAGUGUUCUCGGUUUGGGUCUCUGGCCAGGAGAAGACAUUCCUUAGAAUUAAUAGCUGUCGCCCAGUAAAAGUGACGGGACUGCUGCCAAAUGGACAGAGUAAGGACAUUAACUCCGGAUCGAUGCCGGUCCUAAGGAUUUCACAAUCCUUGGAAGGUGUCCAUCGACCCGACGCGAUAUAUUCAUCGCCACAAAGACAUGCGUAUGCCGAUCGUUCGUCUAAUCAGUCCUACUCGAUUUUGAAUGCUGGGCUUUCCGCGUGCAAAAUGAGCGAGAACUGUAGGUUUGACCAUUAUUGUCUGAGAACGAUUCUCCUGGUAAAGUACGCCGUAUUCGUCUUGAAUGGGGUAGCCGGCCCUCACGAAGCUAUUGCAGGCUAUUCAAGAAAGACCACUAAUGUGAUUUGGGCGCGUUCUUCGUUUCUCGUCCCAUGAGUCCAGUGACACUGCCCAUCUGGAGGUGUCGAGGAGGCCAAUUCAGAAUCAUACAGGCCAGAUCCCGUUAAGACAUGGAGAUUGUUUCUGAGCUUUAUGUAUUCGGUCUCCCGUGCUAGAGAGAAUGGAUCGAGCUCUGUAGAUCCGACGGCACAGGUAUUCACGCAUGGGGAGGUGCAAUUCGCAGCAUCGUCCUGAUCACGGCCGUACCAAGUGCAAGUAAGUGAGAAAUCCACCAACUUGAAUAACUGACAACAACCGGAUUGCCGUUACAGCGUCCCACUAUGCACAAUUUCUCGUUGGAAGGUACCCCUUUCUCACUCCUUGAAACCAAAGCAUGCGGAUCGGCCAUCAAGCUUUUGGGCUGAGCAAACCUACACACCCGAGUGUAAAUGCCACAGUGGUCUAUUGAGCGGAUCCUGGAUGCGAUAUCGAAAUUCGUUAUCAAAAAGCCUCAAGAACUGCCUUCCUGCAGGCCAUGUCUAGCAUUCUUGUCUGGCCGCACUCGACUUGAAUAACGAGCUGUUCCUUCCUAUGGAUGCGACGUUUUUAUGCCAGAUUACCCAAACGCUAGAGCACGCAGUCUCUGCUGUUGUCCUAGGUCACUUCAACUGUACCAUGAUUUGAUUCCGAGAGUCACUUCGACUUUUUUUCUACCAAGGCACGUUUCUAUGAACCAGAACCUCCCGUCCGAGCCCGUUGUAGUGAGCAGCUGUGAAAAUGGAAGGAUCUGGUGAAGGCGAACGUCGAGUUUGCGUCCGGCCCCACAACUGGCAUGACAGGCAGUGACCAAUCUCAUGCAAUGUUAUCUAAAAAUUCGGCAAUGCCCUUUCGAUUAGGGGGGGGGGGGGAUUAUUUAAGUGGGCUUGCAAUACUAUCUUGCAGCGUAAUCCCGUGAUAUGUCAGACACGCCAGGAUGUUGGCUUCUGAAUGUACUUCUUUCCAUUGAAGAAGGAGACACGAUUGCCGAGACAAGAGCUUUCCAGUCACCUGCAAAAAUGCACUCGUUAGAAAAUGACUACUUUCUUCACCGAUUUCCAACGCCCUUCUAAAUUCAAAAUAUCUUGCAGGAAGCGUGUACGAAAACAUUAUUUCUUGCGUAGCAGAUCACAUUUUCAAAUUUCAUACCCGAAGAAAGGGUAUCUUGUGGUUUUUAAAAAGUCCCUAAUUAUUGGGUUUUUAAGACCGUGCACUGUCAAUUCGAAUAGCGUAGUACCUGUCAGUUUAAUAAUGCUCCUCAUUGAGUAUGCAACAUAGCCCACGUCCGUUACAACACUUUAUGAACGCCAUGUGGUAUUUUCUCAAUGACAUAAAGGAAGGCAUGUUUUUCCUCACGCGGAAAAUGUACAGCUUCGAAACUGAAAACCCUAAACGAAAGUGCAACGGCAGAUCAAGUUUGAGACUAGUCGGGAAUUGAGAAACCUUUUGAAACCAAGCAUUCCCUUUCUUCAAGUAUAAAAUCUUUAAAAGACAGGAUUUGGUACCGAAUAAGUACAAGAGAUAAUAUGUUUGUGGAAGUUUUCCCUAAAAUAUAUUUGAAUUUGCAAGAGCAUCAAAAAUUGAUAGGGAAAACGCAUACUAUUUAAGCAGCCAUUCUUUACCGCGGGCAUUUUUUGCAGGUGAUCGAAAGAAAGUUCAUUUAAAAGCCAACACCCUGACGUGUCUGAAAUAUCACUGGUUACUUCGCAAGAUAAUUAAUCUUACAGUCCCACUUAAGUAAUCCUACCUAAUCAAAGACCCAUUUUAGAAUUUCGGUUAACAUUUCAUGAGAUCAGUCACUGACUGCAACUGCCGUAAAAACGCAGCCGGUUAGCUGCAUGAAACCAUCUAAAGCAAUCAUAAACAUCAGUGCAAGAAAGUAUCGCUGGCCGCCUAUGAAACUUAUUUCUACCUCGUUGCAGAUUCUUGGUGGAAUGGGAUUCAUGAAGUCGGCUGGUCUGGAACGUGUUCUUCGGGAUCUUCGCGUGUUCCGAAUUUUCGAAGGUGCCAAUGACGUACUUCGUUUAUUCAUUGCGGGAACUGGUUGUCAUUACGCUGGCAAAAACCUGGCCGCAGCCUCCAAGUCUGCUACUGGCAUUCUAAGCGUGGCCGGGAAAAGAGUAUUGCGGUAAGUUGUUAAGUUUUCCCCACUUGCUCCUGUUCUAAAGGUUACAAAUAUGGGUAAAUCCGCUCCAAAGACAGUGGAUCCACUUACUUUCUAGAACUGUUUCAAUGCGCAAGCUGUACCACGCAUUUUCUUUUCCAGGUGGUAUGUUGAGUCAUUGCUCUGGUUUUGCUCUUCAGUUGAGGAUACUACUACUACUACUACUACUACUACUACUACUACUACUACUACUACUACUACUACUACUACUACUACUACUACUACUACUACUACUACUACUACUACUACUACUACUACUACUACUACUACUACUACUACUACUACUACUACUACUACUACUACUACUACCAAUAAUAAUAAUAAUAAUACUGCCACUACUUUCUAUUGCUUCACAGCUUGCUUUAUUUGCUUUUUACUUUAGUGCUUUACACCUCACGGGUAAUUCGAAGGCCAUCGUAGCAAAAUUGCCACCGGAAUUGAAUGCUCAUGGACGAAAGCUUGGUGAAGCUAUUGAUGCCUUUGGUGGAACAGCCGAGUCGCUAAUCUUGAAAUACAAGAAAGAUCUAAUUGAAGAGCAGUGUCGUCUGUUGAGACUCGCUGACGCCGCCAUUCAAAUCUAUGGAACAGCAUGCAAUCUCUCACGCGUCUCGACAUCCCUUCGGGAUCGCCGUCAAUCAGCCGACUACGAGCUUUAUCUUGUUCGCAUGGCUAGCAACACCGUGAGUUCGGUCUCUGUCUCCUGCAAUUAUUUUUCGCCGCUAGUGUAAUUGCAUUUGCCGUAUAGUAUUUUGCGCUUAUAAAUGCAGCCAUAUAUUUUUUCCUUGACCAGUUUUCCGUGCAUAACCGGCUAAAUGUCUUAAAUCUUGGAGACCGCCUGCAGUGUACCACUUCCGUUACUAUUGCCUGUCUAGUAGGUUUCCGAAGUACAACUCCAGGUCGUUCUUUACCACACCGUACACUGACUUUGUUUAUAACUGCAAACGAAUGCAGAGUGUAAACAGAUUGUACUUGAAAUUGACAUGACUGUGGUCGUUUUCAAUGUAAAUAGUCUUCUUUAUGAUGCAUAUGUUGUCCCUUUAGUCUACGAUAGCUGAUUAACUGGCCGCACCCACCCCGUCACCAGCGGCGGAGACCGAAAACCGGCCUUCUGGGAAUCGCUUUCCUGUCUUGGCGGUCUACGUCGAGCCUGGUUUUUAUCUGACUUUUCUAAUCGCUGUCCCAGUUACAAUGGCUGUUGUUAGCUGGCAGGAAAUUGCUCCUAUCGACGCCGUUGAUCUAACUAGCAUGUGUACGAAUGUCCUCUGGUAGUCCACAAACCAGGAUAAGCCAUGACACGCCGGACAGCGAUUGAGAAGGGCGGUUUCCUGUAGUCCCGGGAGUCUGAGGUAAACGUCCCCAUCCAACCGCCCGUCACUCCAUUUUAAGGUUCCAGGAUUACGCCGGACAGCCAGCCAGCGAAGCCGUACUGGGUAGCAAUCAACAUCCGCCGUAUUUAUGCCCCACGACUUUUGACCCUUUUAUGGGCUACUGACCAGCUACUUCAGUUUCCAGCCGCGCCUGAAAGUAUUAACUACUGCAUGGCUUAAGCAUGCUUUGUCGUCAGACCUCAUAGUCUGCCUUUUUCUCUGCCAGCCCAUACCGAAGUCCGUUACCCGCUCUACCACCUAUGGGUGCGUCUGGUCGAACUCACUAAGACUACCAUACAGGCUUCGUCGCCCAAUUAUUCCUUUUGUUUGGGGUUAGGUGGUUGAAUCAUUCCUGAGGCGGUUACACCUAACCCCCCCCCUAGGAAGUCGACAAAGAACGCGUCUAGAUUCCGUCAGCCUGGCAUGUCCUCACGAAGUUAUUGCAGCCAGUCUCGCUAAGACGAAGGAUCGUCCUCAGGCAGCGUACAGCGCAGCACCCGCAGUCACAUUGGAAUGAACGCACUAAUUCUCAGUACCGCAAGGUGUCAACAACUUAAUUAAGGGCUGGCAACGGAGUGCCGUCUAAUCAGUUAUGCAACUAACAAACACCCGGGUUUUUGCAGUAUUGUUGGUCAAGCCAAAUGAUUUAGUCGCCUUGUUUCCCCGAUACCUUAAAGGGUGUAGGCCAUUAUAGUUUAAAGCUGCCCGAACAAUAUCGCUAGGGUAGUUAAUAACGUCGUACAACUUUGGCACCACGAAUUCAGCAUACAGCCCUUCUGACGACCCAGUGCCUGAUGCAGGUCCAACGUGGCGACCACUUUUCACGACUAACAACAACAUGCACACUCCUGUCAUUAUUUUCGACUGCAUAGAAGUACUCCCUCCCUAGAUAAGCCGCCAAUUUUACGGGGCAUCGCCCUAUAAAUGAGCCUCGGAUUAGUCGGUAAAUGAAGAAGCGAUCCUUUCAAUUAAUUGAUAGGGCCGUUUUCACAAACUUCAUUGUGCAGGGACCGCGGAGCCUCGGACUGUUUUUUUCUUAGAAGCUCGAUGGGGAGCACGACCACUCAAGCCGGCUCUUGGUGUCGCAUAAGCCCCAUUCCAAAUGUAUAGUACCUCUGCUUGAGAAUAAACGACAGCAUAUAGUAUGUGAUAUAGCUCACGAAACGCGGUGACGGGGAUUUGAAUUAUCAGAUUUAGGCACUUAAGACGCCGUGAAUUUUGUCUAUUUGCUUAGCUCGUUCCGGGGAAUGUCCAGAAUAUGUUUACAAAUUAUCUUCCCAACCAAAACACACAUCCGAGCAGAAAUCCACGCUUGUGAGAACGCUAUUAGAAACCGCCAAAAUAAUCAUCAUUGAAUGGUCAUUUCAGACUCUGAACACAGGGAAAGACACUUUUCGUACGAUCUAGUUUAUGCUUCUGCGUAAUUCUGAACCGAAACAGGCAAAACAUUAGCGGUCUGCAUUUAUAUGACCACUCCUCUGUACAUCCAUAAUCAUUAAACGGAACUAAGAUAGCGAAAAUGGCUACAAUAUAAAGAGAAAAGUAAGUUCUUCAGAAAACUUAUCAGUAUUUUUCGGGAAAGUGAAAAAACGGCCGAAAAUGCCAUUUCUAUUGGCCUUACCGUGUAGAAGGGUAAAUUGCAGAAUGGCUUUACCGACAAAGACAAGGGGGACAGGAAUGGUCAUUUCUUACUUGUUAGGCGUCAUCCGCCAGUCAUACCCAACCCCUAAGUGUGGAACACCUGGGGCUCGAACUCGCGACCUGUUAGUUAGAAGUCCAACGUCUCUAACGACUGAGCCACGGGCUCGUUGUCCUGUCGGUUGCGAUUGGGAAUGUACAAUGGUAGAGGGGCGCUCACUCGUCCCGUUGUACCGUAGGGCUCUCUCUCGAGCUCAACCAGCAGCCGCACAGCGACGCAUAAUAUAAGUAGAAUAACAUUGCCGACAAAGACAACGGAGACUGAAAUGACCAUUUUUGGCUUAUUAGCCGUCGUCAGCCAAUCAUACCUAACCUCGGAGUGUGGAAGUGCGGCUGCUGGUUAGGCUCGAGAGGGAGAUAGAGCUCUAAGGCACAACGGGACGAGUGAGUCCCGCAACACGGUCGUUGAGCGCCUCUCUACCAAGGUAAAGUGCGUGGACAUUGGUCAGCAGAGUACAGUAUUAAAGCACUUGUUAAGUAGGUAACUUAAAGAAGGCUUUCCAAUUGACCGGAAGCAUGUUUGUCGUUGACUUUUGUUGUGGACGUCUUUUUUCGACAAUGGGGUUUUAUUUUUAGGUCAGUGUUCAAAUAUGACCCAAGCGGCCAUCUUUAUAAAAAGGACGUCCAAGUACUCAAUACUUCAGCAAACGCUUUCAGGGAAUACCUUAUUUCGAAGGUUUUGAUAAAUACGUGGCACAGAACAAGGGCAAUUAGUCAAAAGCAGCGGUAAUCGUAAAGUAUCCAAGGGCGCUGUGAGACUACAGACUUUACUGUCAGGACAUUGAAUAGAAGGACAUUUUUCGUCGAUUUAAAUUACUACGCACGCCACUGACACCGUUUUGUCUUCAACACGGAGUCCUUUUAAUGCACCAAGUUUACGUUUUCCGGUUGCCCUACAGCGGAUUUGGCCGACAGUGGACUUUACGAUUACCCUCGAAAACAGGAAUUACAGUUGAUGCGCAUGAACUUCCAACGGUCUGCCAAGGGCCACGCAGAAUCGACUAUCGUUGUUCUAUUUUUGACGAAAUGCGACCCAUUCCAUCUUACCUUUGAGCCCAGUGUUCAAUCCUACGAUAGGAACAAAUCGGUGAAUGUCUCUUGCAUGAGACUUCCAAUACACUCAGUCGCAACCGCCUGGAUGUCAGGCUAUGGGGUUGGGCGAAGACGAUAAAUGAGACGAAAGUUACCAUUCCCAGUCCCUUUGGUCGUUUCCGUCAAUACUUGUCUCCUAUGGGACUAGUGAGGUCCAUUCGUCUUGGAUAGUGAACUAAGUCGACACGAAUGAUCCCAAAAGCGUCAAGCUGUUUUGCGUGAAAUGUCCGCUCUUGGCGUGGCUUUUGGCCUUAUACUUCCUAGGCGCGGUUUCAAAAUGAAUCAAUAGAAAACGUACUUCAAUAACGCGCAUGGAUUCCGGAUUUAAGUUUGAAAAAAACUCAUUACCGUGGUUGUGCCAUUUGUACCCUUGGUUUUCAAUAUUUCGCAUCAUUUUAUGGAGAUGCACCCAGAUUCAUUGUGGCACUCAUUGAAUAGGAAAUUACCUCCUGUAAUUCGGCAGUUACAAUGAGAGGAUCUUCCGAUUUUCUAAAAACUUUGCGGCUCUGCGCAUCCAUGCCUAUUGUGACUUCAUGUAAUCACCAACAAGCUCCCCAUGUGGACACGCAGGGUUGUGUUACUUCAGAGAAGAUGUAUUGUGUGUGCAUGGAGCGUUGAAACUUCAAGAACCGACGGUGACUCGAAUUUCAUUUUAAAGUGUACCGUUCUUCGUUUUUUUCUGACCGCAAGUUCCCCUGCAAAUAUAAAAAAGUAGUCGGCAUAAUUUCUUAUAGAAUGGGCAUAAAACGAGCCUUCAAAGCGGUCUGUUGCAGAAUGUAGCGUUACCGCGUUGGCCUAGCCACCUGGCGCUUCCACGGACGGCAGAUAUUGGAACGAUUUUCGGUGAAGGCCAGCUGCAAACUAUGCUGGUCUUCCUGUCUACUAAGUGGGUAGUUGUGGACGAGAAUCGACAUUGUUGAUAGGACGCAGACGGCUGAAGUUUGGCACGCCGAUGACGGGACUGUGUCGUGGUGGCAGUGAACCGUCAUUGGACGAGUUUUCUCGCCACCGUUGCCGUUGGUCAGGUGCCAGGGAGGACGAUCUUUAAGAAGCUAUUGAGGCGGCUUCUGGGAACCUAGAUUCAAUUCUGGGGCGGUACAGCCACAAGGCCUCCUGGCAAAGGCCGCAUCUUCACGGAAGUACAAAUUUCGUCACCACACUUUGGCGCCCUGCCCCCCAAUGCGGUCCCUGAACACGCGUGGGGGCUUUAGGUCGGCAUUAACGGCUGGAAGUCAGUUAUCCUCAGGCCCAUUUUUAUGAAGUUUUCGUGAAGAUAAUACGAAGUUUGUCAAGUACCCAACAGAAUUGCCGAUGAGAACGGAAGCGUGACCUUCGGGAAACAGUUGACAAGAAAAAGCUCUUAUUGUCGGAACAUGACCAUUCACUCUUCCCGGGCAAGGCCUUGGCAUCAAAUAGAGAUUAUUAAGUAUAUUGGUGUAUGUUUUUAGAGCACAAAACAAUACCUCCAAAACAUGCUCCCAUCAACCUACAUAAACUUUCCCUCAAACUCCACAAACCUGGCCCGAUUAAGUGCUGAGACCUGUUUUUAUGUGGUGUCUCUUAUGGGUUUGCGCCUUUCCAGGCGUCAUUCUUGCCCACUUUACUUUUUUCCCCAUUAACGGUUUUCCGUAGGCUGCAGAUUAUCGCUUUCCCUUCUAGGCCCUGACCCAUAUUGAGCGUAGUCUGGCGGAUGUGUUCUCUAAAUCGGCGGAUGAAAAUUACGGAAUGGUAAAGAGGUUGACGAGGGAACUGGUCGCAGCCAAGGGCGUUGUACAACACACACCACUCGGAUUCUGA
Messenger RNA from Spirometra erinaceieuropaei, 14465 nucleotides. Lineage: Eukaryota; Metazoa; Platyhelminthes; Cestoda; Diphyllobothriidea; Diphyllobothriidae. The record is from the annotation of a GenBank genome assembly.